Salvia hispanica is the source of this 1898-nucleotide messenger RNA. The record is from RefSeq and is a predicted model, not a curated record. Lineage: Eukaryota; Viridiplantae; Streptophyta; Magnoliopsida; Lamiales; Lamiaceae.
UUUACGGAGGGGUCUUACUCUCUGUUUACUUGUGAUUCUAUACAUAUUCCUGCUUUUACAUAUUCAAUUACUAUUAAUUAAUCUAUUAGUUCGCAACUGUUUCAUCUCCUCUUGAGGUAGAUAAGUGCUUUUUUCUAUUUCUAUGAGGAUUUUGGAUUGAAUUUUGCAUACGGGUCAAUCUGUAAAGUUCCAAAAUAAUUUUAAUAAGGGUAGGAGGGAAUCUGGAUUUACUUGAAAUUUUAUUGUAAUAAGCUUAUUGCAGUCAAGAACAGUUUACAAGGUGUAUCAUAGAGUUAUUUGCACAAUCUAGCUUGAGAUAGUUCAGUUGCCAUUAAAAAGAGAGACAGAAACAUAGGCAUAGAAAGGCUAUGGAGAAAAUUGAAGCACAAACAAGCCAGAUGGAUGUUAAUUUGGAAGCUUCCAGAGAUAAAAGGAAUACUGAUGUCGAAAAGGAUCUUCUUGAAGCAGAUUUAACAGUGGAAUCGCUGGCAGAAAAUCUUAAAGCAUCUGCAGGGUCAACAGAGAACAUUCCUGACGAGAUUGCUGAGGGUGAAAUUCGAAAUAUGAACCAGGGUAGUAUUGAUACAGGGUCAACAGAAAGUUCUGCUGAAAUGAAUCUGAAUGGGAAAAGGCCAAGGGGGACUCCACUAAGAUAUGAAAUCAAAAUCACGAACCCGGUCACUGGCUACUCAUAUUUUCACUCAUGGGAAAGCAACCACAAAGGGACUGAUGACAUGGUAACUGAAAAUGAAUGUCCAGCUAAAGAUUUUGAGCUUUCUGUGAGAAAAGAAUCAUCUUUAUCAGCUUUAUCUGCUGAAGGUGGGAGCUUCUCCACUUACAAUGUUGAGGGGACUUCCAAUGUUUCUUCCUCUAGCGUGAAUGGAGCAGAAUGUUUGUCAAAUGAUCUAGGAUCUUAUACGAGAAUAACACCUGUACACUCAGUUAAGCGAAAGCUUAUUGUCCUUGAUGUAAAUGGUUUACUUGCACACAUUGUGAUGCCUGCACCGAAAGGUUAUAGAGCGGACGAACAUAUAUUAGGACGGGCAAUUUUUAAGAGACCCUUCUGUGAUGAUUUUCUUAAGUUUUGCUUCCAGAACUUUGAUGUGGCUGUGUGGUCAUCAAGAUCCAAGAGAAUUAUUGAAAGAGUUGUUGAUUAUUUGUUGGGAGAUCAGAAAGACAAGUUGCUAUUUUGUUGGGAUAUGUCUCACAGUACUCAAACAGGAUUCAAUACCCUUGAAAACGUUUAUAAGCCCUUGGUGUUCAAGGAGCUAAGGAAAAUUUGGAAAAAUGACGAUCCUAGUUUGCCUUGGAAGAAUGGAGAUUAUAAUGAAUCAAAUACGUUAUUAUUAGAUGAUUCUCCUUACAAGGCCCUACUGAACCCGGUGCAUACUGCAAUAUUUCCGAAUUCAUACCAUUACAAGGAUUCAAAUGACAAUUCAUUAGGCCCUGGAGGCGAUCUCCGAGUUUAUUUAGAAGGACUGUUGCAAACUGAAAACGUGCAGAAGUAUGUCGAGCAGCAUCCUAUUGGCCAAAGUUCUAUAAAUGAGAGUAACUUGUCUUGGGCCUUUUACUCGGGCGUUCUUCAGCGUAUGCCAAAAGAGUUGCAAGACGCAGUCCCGGUUCCCAACCUACGCUGAGUUAGCUUAAUGAAAGAUCUCGACAAACACUACGCUUUAUUACCUUCCAUUGUUUACUGAUAUUCCUUUUAGGGGAGGUUUCGGAACCAAUAUGAUAGCAGAGCUAGGCAUAUUUGAUAUAGAAAGAAUAGAUACAGAUAGAGUUUGGAGUUUUUCUUUCUUGUGGGAGCAUCAUUGGAGAAGAUUCAUCCAUUCUUGCUUUAUGUAAUGUUAUAAAAUGUACUACUAAUUAACUUAUUCUAAUUCUUGAUUUCUUCUCAA